AUGGUAACAAUCAAUGAUAAUCCUAUAACAUUACAAAGCUUUCGAAAAACAAUCGAAAAUGUUCUUCCACCAUGUCGACAAAUUGAUGAUUAUUUUUAUGUAGUUAGUGGUAAACCUCCUCAUAAAUUGAAUAUUAAUAAUGACGAUGAAUUUAAUGAACAUCGAACAUUAAUAACAAGUGGUUGUUACAUAUGGGCAAAAUUAAAAUAG
This is a messenger RNA of Rotaria sp. Silwood2, 210 nucleotides long. NCBI's taxonomy places the organism in Eukaryota, Metazoa, Rotifera, Eurotatoria, Philodinida, Philodinidae. The record is from the annotation of a GenBank genome assembly.